AUGGCAGCACACGACAGCCUGGCCGCUUCCCCCCCAGCCCGGCGGAUCCAUAGUGCAUUUUCAGAACCACUACCUCCAUCUCAUCGCGAUACAGAUUGGAUGGUGGCGUCCAUCCAUAGUGGCUGGCGGCGCGAGGCGCUGGACCAAAGAUGCGCUUGCGUCGCGUCCUCCCCAGGCGCACCGCAAUGGCGCAUCCUUGGACAUCUUGGAAUCGCUCAGGGGCUGCUCCUGAUCAAGCCCGCCGUUGAGAACUGCAUCCUGCAUCUUUCUCCACAACAUUCCAUAUCUAGGACGACGGCAUGGAUGGCAGCCAAACAUGCCUGGAGAUCAUCAUCCCGGUCAGGCGAGCGGGCGGCCAAGGGUGUGUCGUCGUCGCAGAGUCGCCAGGGGGGGGGGGGGUGUGGUUGGUCGGUGAAUGUUUCGAUCGGUCCUGGUCCAGUCAGCCUGUUCUUUCACGUGAUGUCCCCCAUCACCCUGAACCAGAACAACGCCCUUCGACCACCCCCCUUCCCAAACUAUUCGCAAUCGCAAUCCACGGACGGCCGACGUCAUGAUGGACUUUCCAGUUGCUCGUAUCGUUUGGCGCUGAUGCACAUCCACAAGCCUUUCUCCAUGGACAAUACCAUCUUACGCGAUACGCGCUGGCCUCGAAUAAUCGAUAAGUCUACGCCAAGGCCGUCUCUGCCGAGGUGGAGAUUAAGCAUCGGGCGUCCAAUGCGGAACACCCCAUUCCCCUUUCAUCGUUCCCGCGAGGCUUGUCACUGUCGAGCUUCAUUUCGGCUUGAGCUUUCAUCAGGAUGA
This is a messenger RNA of Plenodomus lingam JN3, 801 nucleotides long. NCBI's taxonomy places the organism in Eukaryota, Fungi, Ascomycota, Dothideomycetes, Pleosporales, Leptosphaeriaceae. The record is from RefSeq and is a predicted model, not a curated record.